AUGCCUCACAUUCAAAAAUCAAGCCACCAUGGUUGCACAAACCGUCAUCAACAUGCCCCUCAAACUCAAACUCAAACUCAAACUCACUACUCUUGUUUUGCUCAGUCUUUCAUUUAUAUGCUCCACUCAUGCUACUCGGAAUGAUAUCUGUUGUUUGAAAGAGAUUAAAGCUUCCCUUGAAGACCCUUUUGGAUACUUAAACUCGACGUGGAACUUUAACAGCCAAACAGCAGGUUUCAUCUGUAAAUUCACAGGGGUUGAGUGCUGGCAUCCUGAUGAGUCCAAGGUCCUAAACAUUCGUCUCUCUGGCAUGGGACUCAAGGGAACAUUCCCAAGAGGGUUAGGAUAUUGCAAGAGCUUGGCAGGUUUGGACCUUUCGAAUAACAAGCUCUUCGGGACUCUUCCAUCAGACAUAUCAAAGUUGCUCGGUUUUGUGACUACUCUUGAUCUCUCUUUCAACAACUUCUCAGGAGGAAUCCCAAAGAGCCUUGCCAAUUGUAGUUAUCUAAAUGUGGUUAAGCUUGAUCACAACCGGCUCACAGGUAAUAUUCCGGAGGGACUCCUCCUUCUUAGAAGGCUCAAGGAGUUUAAUGUGUCAAACAAUCUUUUGUCAGGGAAAGUACCUUAUUUCGAAUCAAAAUUUAUCAUUGCUCAAAGUUAUGCAAACAAUUCUCAAUUCUGUGGUGUGCCUUUGGAGCCCUGCCUUUUUUACAAGCAUUACCUUUACAGGCAUUACCUUAACUCAGUUACUCCAUUCAAAUUUGGAUUUGGAAUUGGAUAUUUGGUAACAGCUAUAGCUGUGUUUCUCUCGCUUUCUUUGUCUUGGUUACAAGUGAAGAUGAUCACGAAGUGUAUGGUGCUUUCUGUGGGGGAAAAAUUUCACAAUAGAAAACAAGAUUAUCAACUGCUGCACUUUCCAACUCUCAAGCACCAAAAACUUUAUACUCACUAUAGAAUGUUAAGGACUUAUUUGCAAUCUCUUAAACAUAUUUCUCAGCUUGAAAAGAUGGUUAAUAGAAUGAGUUUUUUAGAACUUUGUAAAGCAACCAACAAUUUCAGCAUGGCUAAUGUGAUAGGAAGAGGAAACACAGGAACAAUGUACAAGGCCACUCUUCCAAACGGCUGGUUUCUUGCUGUCAAGAGGAUAGAAGAUUCCCCACGCAAUGAGAGCCUAUUUGUAUCUGAGCUCUUGGCUUUGGCUAGAAUGAAACAUGACAACUUAACCCCUCUUUUGGGUUUUUGCAUGGUUGAAAAUGAAAGGCUUCUGGUCUACAAACAUAUGUCAAACGGGAAUCUCCAUGAUUGCUUACAUCCAGUUGAAGGCAAUGCUAAAAUCCUGCCAUGGCCUCUAAGGGUUAAAAUUGGUAUGGGAAUAGCCAGAGGCUUGGCAUGGCUUCAUCACAAGUGUAUCUUCCAAAUGGUCCAUCGCAAAAUAAGCUCAAGCUGUGUCUUGUUGGAUCGUUACUAUGAGCCAAAAAUAUCGAAUUUUGGGCACACAAUCAUUUCAAACUAUGGAGGAGUAAUGUUUGUGUACCCAAAUGAGAAUGACUCUGGCUUACUUGUGAACAGUGGGGUGUGGGAGUCUGAUUUUGUUAAGAAAGACGUGUAUGACUGUGGAGCUGUGUUGCUUGAGUUGAUCACAGGAAAGGAAGCUGGCUCUGGUUGCGUUACUAAUCUUCACAACACUUUGGUGGAGUGGAUCAGCCAUGUUUCAAAUAGCUCUGAUAUAUUUAAUGAUGCCAUUGACAAAACCUUAAAUGGGGAAGGAUUUGAUGGUGAGAUCUUGGAUGUGCUUAGAAUAGCAAAAGAUUGUGUCCAUCCUGUGCCAUGUAAAAGGCCAACAAUGCUUCAAGUGUACGAAAGAAUGAGCAACAUUGGACUCAGAUAUGGCAUUCCAUGUGAUUUUGGACUUCUGUUGCAACCAAAAUGCAGAUAACUUAUGAAAUGUAAAUUUAAGCAUCUUUAUAUAAGAUUAAAAAAAAAUUAUUUUAUUGAUAGGAAAUAUUUGAAACUUGAAAUAUCAAUUUUUUUUUUUUUUUUGA
Messenger RNA from Humulus lupulus (European hop), 2042 nucleotides. Its product is annotated as probably inactive leucine-rich repeat receptor-like protein kinase At5g48380. Gene Ontology annotation, biological process: protein phosphorylation. The record is from RefSeq and is a predicted model, not a curated record. NCBI's taxonomy places the organism in Eukaryota, Viridiplantae, Streptophyta, Magnoliopsida, Rosales, Cannabaceae. The coding region runs from base 29 to 1936 and encodes 635 amino acids. The transcript is spliced from 2 exons. Gene Ontology annotation, molecular function: ATP binding; protein binding; protein kinase activity.